This is a messenger RNA of Sclerotinia borealis F-4128, 789 nucleotides long. Lineage: Eukaryota; Fungi; Ascomycota; Leotiomycetes; Helotiales; Sclerotiniaceae. The record is from the annotation of a GenBank genome assembly.
AUGACUUCCAAGACCAUUACCAAAAAGCAAGGGCGACCCAAGAAAACCUCACCCGAAUUCGAAAUAGCGAAAUCUACAACUGCAACUAAGAUCGCGACACGGCAGAAAUCAACUACUGCGAGUACAAGUAAUACUUCCCCGGCGACCAAAUCAAAAGGAAAUAUUGCGCCUGCGGGGUCGAAAACUGUUGCUACACCAGCGAAACCCUCACAAGCUAUUCCAACCGCGGCGAAGAGUGAAAUUAAAACCGCAGGAUCGCAGACGGGUGCGAAUACCCGCUCAUCAAAUACAAACAUGAGCAACAUGACCCUCGGGAAAAGACCCUCGACCCCUCCUUCAACACCUCCAUCCACCACUUCGACGUCCCCUAUCCUCGAACAAGUAAAGCAAGUCCAAACUAUACGCUCCGCAUCCACCAACCACAAGAGCUCCCCUCCAAAUCCCCAGUUCCCCAAUUCAAUACCGCAACCCGAACCCAAACCCGCGCUCUCGACUUCUCUCCCCUUCAAAUCUCUAAAUCAAUCAAUCACCUCGCGACUGACUACACCUGCUGGUGCUCGAGCUUCUUCUGCUCCUGGAGCUAAACCCCUGCCGAAAAAUUAUCAGAGUGUGGCGAGGAGGGUUACUAUGACGAUUGUUGCUUUGCCGAUUUUGUUCGUGACGAGUUGGGUGCUUUGGGAUAGGUUAGUCCUAGGAGAGCCAAAGAAAUCACUAAUUCGAGAUCCGCCUGUUGUUCCUGGGCCACCGAUGGCUGCUGAGAUGGAAGCUCGAAAUAACAGGAAAUCAUAA